This is a messenger RNA of Aspergillus oryzae RIB40, 762 nucleotides long. RefSeq names its product type 1 glutamine amidotransferase domain-containing protein. NCBI's taxonomy places the organism in Eukaryota, Fungi, Ascomycota, Eurotiomycetes, Eurotiales, Aspergillaceae. The transcript has a single exon. The record is from RefSeq and is a predicted model, not a curated record. The coding region runs from base 1 to 762 and encodes 253 amino acids.
AUGCCCGCCAAAAAAGUCCUCAUAAUCCUCAGCGACGCCGACUCCUUCCCCCUAAAGAAAACCAGCGGCCAAGAUGCCGGCAAAACCGUCGACCAACCCUCCGGCUUCUUCCUCAUGGAACUCGCCAAACCACUCCAGAAACUCCUCGACGCCGGGUACGAAGUCACCUUCGCCUCUCCCAAAGGCCAAGAGCCCACUCCCGAUCCCAACAGCGAAUCUCUCCUCGCCUUCGCAGGCAACUUCUACGAACGCCGCCGCGAGAACGAGCUCAUCGAUCGCAUGAAGCGGGAGAACGGAUUCAGUCACCCGCGGACAUUCAGCUCCAUCAGUGAUGACGAGUUGGAGUCAUUUGCCGGCGUAUUUAUCCCCGGUGGACAUGCGCCGUUGAGAGAUCUCGGUGCGGAUAAGGAUCUCGGGCGCAUUUUGAGGUAUUUUCAUGCGAAGAGUCGGCCGACGGCUGCGAUUUGUCAUGGGCCGUUUGCAUUUUUGAGUACGAAGUUUGCGGGGGAUGGGGAGUUUGCCUAUAAGGGGUAUAAGAUUACUUCUUGGAGUGAUGCUGAGGAGAGGAUGAUGGAGAUGAUGAUGGGUGGGGAGAUUGAGAAGGUGGAGUCGGUUCUGAGGAAUGAAGGCGCGGUUAUGAUUGAAGGGGCGAAGGAGAAGAUUGGCAGCAUCACUGUUGAUCGUGAGCUGGUUACGGGCGCGAAUCCUACUGCUGCUAAUGCUUUGGGGGAUCAGUUUUUGCAGAUGUUGAGUGUACAUUGA